GCCGCGGGUUACUGUGAGUGUUGGCAGCGAGGCAUCCGAUGCCAUCCGUGAUUUCUGGGCAGCGGCUGGUGGCGGGGCAGGCGACGCGGGCCACAGGGAGGACAGGGAGGGCGGCUGCGUGGCUGUGGCGUGCCUGUGGGACGUAGAGGUCGCGGGGCGGAGAUCUUGCCCGAUCGUCCUCAGGUAGUGGGAUGGAGGGGAAAGCCGCCCUGGAGGCCGGCAGACUUAGUUUCAGGACCACAUUUGCUCGCGUUUGAGAGGUAGGAUCGCGUUCUGUGACUUCGGCGAGGCCUGUGGAUGUCGUGCAAACAUGGCCAAGUCCAAGAACCACACCACACACAACCAGUCCCGCAAAUGGCACAGAAAUGGCAUCAAGAAACCCCGGUCACAAAGAUACGAAUCUCUUAAGGGGGUGGACCCCAAAUUCUUGAGGAACAUGCGCUUUGCCAAGAAGCACAACAAGAAAGGCCUGAAGAAGAUGCAAGCAAACAACGCAAAGGCAAUGAGUGCGAGAGCAGAGGCCAUCAAGGCCCUUGUGAAGCCUGCAGCUGUUAAACCCAAGAUGCCAAAGGCCCCCAGCCGCAAACUCAGCCGCCUGGCUUUCAUCGCUCACCCCAAGCUUGGGAAGAAGAUUCGAAGCUACAUGGCUAAGGGUCGUAGGCUCUGCAAAUCAAAGCCCAAGGUUCAAACCAAGGCAGAGGCCACAGCUCCAGCUAAGGGCAAGGCUCCAGCUCCAGCUCCAGCUCAGGCUCCCAAAGGUGCCCAGGCCCCUGUGAAGGCCCCAUAGGAAAUGGUUCUACUAAUGUGAAGACAGACGGACUGGUGUGACACACCCACCUACACACUAUUUACAGAUGACCAGUGUCCUAUGCUGUUUUUACAAAUAAACCUGAGGCAAGAUCUGUUAA
Molecule: messenger RNA, 908 nt
Organism: Meriones unguiculatus (Mongolian gerbil)
Lineage: Eukaryota; Metazoa; Chordata; Mammalia; Rodentia; Muridae
Gene: Rpl29
Product: ribosomal protein L29
Exons: 4
Coding region: 311-787 (158 amino acids)
Biological process (GO): cytoplasmic translation
Cellular component (GO): ribosome; cytosolic large ribosomal subunit
Molecular function (GO): structural constituent of ribosome
Source: RefSeq, a predicted model, not a curated record